GAGUUCACCCCCAGCUUGCUCCAAACACUCAGAGAAGCCAGAGAGACAUGAAAAAGGAGACUUGCUUAACAACUUGUUUUUCAUUUUUCUUCCUCACGCUGCUUGUGUGGAAAACCCUAUGAGGAAACAACUUGCUUUGCUUUUGCCAGUUUUCCAUCAGGACUGUCUUGUGGACAUACCUUAACAGAUGACAGCCUCUCUGCUGGUGCACUAAACAUGGCAAGUUUAUCGGCACAGAUCUCAGGGAGCGUCUCUGUAGAGGAUUAUGAUCAAAGUUGCUGCCUGGUAGAGGAGAAACUUCUGUGAAGAUGUUCAGGGUGUACCCUGCCUCUCGCCCGGAGAUAGCUGGGAUGGCUCCAGCACGCCCGCGACCCUAGUGAGGAUAAGCGGAAGGGAAGAUGAAUGAACUCGUUCAGAACCCAGAAUCUCUGGACUCGUCCAUUCAGAGUGCCCUUUCAGCCCUCUACCCUCCUUUUGAAGCCACAGCGCCCAUCGUACUCAGCCAGCUCUUUCGCACCAUCGAUGAACGUUACCAUGGCGAUGCCUUGCAGUGCCUACUGGAUUUCCUCAUCCCUUCCAAACACCUGCUGGAAAGUGUACAACAAGCUGCGUGUGCUGGAUACUCGGAUGUGGUUUUCCGCUGUGAGGGCUGGCCUCUCUGCCUCCAUGACAAAACAGUGGUCCAGUUAGCACACGUGAACCCUUUGCUGCUGCGUCCUGGAGACUUUUAUCUCCAGGUGGAACCUUUUGGUGAUCAGGCAGCUCGUAUUGUCCUAAAAAGUCUUUUGGAAGCCGGAUGUCGCGAAGUGGAGGAGACUCCGAUCCCUGAGACUUCGUACCCGUGCAUCUUCACUGAAGACUGGCUGCACGAAAUCAAUGACGGACGACACGGGACUCCUCUGUCUCGCUGCUUACUUUGCACUGACCAAGGAGUAAUCAAGUUGCCAUGGGCAGAGGUGGCCAUCCCAGAGUUUUUGGACAAGCCAAAGUUUAUGACCGCUCAUCAGCAAGUUCCUCCUGAGCCAAAGCUAAUGUCAGUUCCGUGCACUUAUGGAGCAUCCACUCUCCCAUUGGAGGCACGGGUUCUUCCAUUAAAAGAUAGGAUGUCAUCAUCUCUAAGACCUGUGGACUGUUCUUCCAAACUUGUCAGAUUAGAACAUUAUAAAAGAAUCCCCAGAUCCUAUUCUAAACCUCUAAUCAAACCUGUGGGUUGGGUGUCCCCUAAUACUUGGGACAGCCGCAACUAUCCAGAAAUUGAAGGUGAUUAUGUUGACUUGGUGGAUGUUGCAAAAGGGAAGGAAUUUGUGAUGAAACAUGGAAGCCAUUCAAAUGCACCAAAUGCAGUCUUGAUCAAACCUGUCAGACCACCUCCAUCUGCGCCGCUGGCGAGCAGUGUUUUUUGCGGACGGACUCUUCAGUAUGCAGAAGAUCCUUGUAUGCCAUGCAGCCAGGGAAAGCUGGGGGAGAACCACUCAGAAGAAGACAUCAGGUACAAGUGCAGGUACAGGGACUCUUAUCUGGCAGCGCUGACAAACCCUGUCCCUUUCGAAAAAGGUAGCGUUGACCUUCUUGCAGCUCUAGAAGAGGUCAGCCUUUCUGAAGAUUUGGACCAAAACAAUGAACUUGGACAGUUUUGUAACCACUGUAAUACACCCAUGUCAGGCCAGGAAUUCUGCCAAUACAGACACUGCUGUGAGCCAACAACACAAAUAUUUGGCUGCAGUCACAAAAACAUCCCCACAAGCCCGAAAUCAGAGGACAUUCUGAAGGAAUCACCCGUUAUUUUGACAUCAACACCUGGCUUAAGUUACAGUCAUAAAGUUCAAAUCAAAUUUCUUUCUCAGUCUGAGCACAUGGCGCAACCUGAGCUACCUUUAAACACAUCUGAUGAUUGGGACAAGAAGCCACACCAGAACGUGGAUGUCAUGAAAUCAUCAGGGAAACACAAAUCCAAGUCGAGGUCUCUGUCAACUGUCUCUGACACUCCUAAAGGUAGUCCACUUUUCUAUAAACACAACAACAGGAGCCACAGUGAUAUUUGCCCCGAGACAGUUAGCAGUGUGAUGCAGUACAAGAAAGCUGAACUACCACAUCAAGUGACUCCAAAGGUGGAAAGACUGAAAUCCUACAAAAAAGAUUCCCAACCCAGUGGAAGUGAAACGCCCUCCACUUCAGAUGGACUUCCGCUGAGCCUCCAGAACUCAAAGACAGAAGACAAAUCUUCCUCUCAGCCCGCCUCUGUCAGUUUUAUGCUGCCUCAGUCUUUUCAAAGUCUGAAGUCCACUCUCAGAAGCAUCAGUGGCUUGCUUGAACUGGCUAUCAUUUGUUUACCGGGCAGUCGGGACAAGACUGGUCGGGCAGUGGUGGAGAUUCUCUGUGACAAGGAGUGGACCACACCUCCUUUAUCAGCACAGAAUCUCUGCGAGUUACUGCUCUAUCUCCACUCCAUACCCAGGAAAGAUGUACGAGAGCUGGGAAUGACUUUGAUCAUCGAUGCCAGGAAGAAAGCUCCUCCGCCUCACCUCUACAAAGCGCUGCUCAUGGCGCAGGAGCAAGCACUUCAUGCUGUUCACAGUAUAAUCAUGCUGGUGGACAAAGACACAUGUCCACGCCCUGAAAAGCAGCCAGGUCUGCAGAUGGACUUGGUGAUGUCUAUGAAGGCCCUCUACAAGACAGUGGAUGCUUCCCAGUUGACCUCUGAGCUGGGAGGAACCUUUAGCUACAGCCAUACGGAUUGGCUGCAGUUCCAUCAGAAACUGGUUUCUUUCAUAACUGACCUGCAAGAGGCUGACAGUUUGUUGCAGAGGGCUAUUACUAAAGUGAAUGAGAGCAACGUCAUGGACACAGCCCUGGAAGUACAUCGAUGCAUUCAGGAACAGAGGGAUUUAAUGAAGGAGGUGCUGGAGGACACUCGAUUGGUGACGCUGCAGAGAGAGGGCGGGGCGGUACUGGCCAGGAUGAGGAGGGAAGAGUUUCGAUUUCCACAGUCUGAAGACUACAGAGAUGCUCUGGAGUCAGUGACAUAUUUGUACAACCAGGUGGAGGAGAAGCUCCACAUGCUAGUGAUGAGAUCAAAUGAGUCACUUCAGCAAUUGGAGUUCAUUUUCGUGCUAAGAGACAUGGAUGCAAAAAUCAAAGAGUCUGCUGUGUGGUUCAGUAAGGAAGGUGAACAUAGACUAAAGGAGUUUGACAAAAAAGAUGAUAAUGUGUACACGGAAGACAUCUUGCACCAGUUUGACACAUUCCUCCUUCUUGCAAAGGGGAAACAGCAGUAUGUCUUGACUCUAGCGAAUGAAGCAGAAAAACAUGUGGGUACCAGUGUCUCCAGUCCAGUGACAGAUGUUUUUCUGACGCUCCUUAACACCUUCAAGUCCAAUGUAGAUGACUUUAUGUCACGUGUGGAGCAGAUGCACAAAGAACUUGAGACACUUGUGAAAGUGCACCGCUUCUGUAAUCAGGCAUCUGCUUGGGCCAAGGAAUGCAGUCAUUUUUUGGAGCAGGUAGAGUUAGGGUGUUACUUGCCUCAAGCCACUCUCAGCACACUGCAGCUGUACGAAGAGAGAUUAGGUGAUGAAUUCUCCACCCGGCAUUUCCAGGCCUUGAAAUCUAAAGCCUGUUCUUUAAGAUCAGGGUCCUUGGGUGCGAUGAGCAUGUGGAAUGCGGCUUGGGUGCAUUGCCAAGAAGUCAGGCAGCGUCUUGAGAAGACGCAGAAGAAAAAGGCAUGCAGAGAUAAGAAGCAGAACCAACAGACCACAGCCCUAAACACUCAUGGGGAAGCUGGAGGAAUGGAGAUUAAGCCUGAAAUGAGGGAGGAUGAAUGGUCCCUGACCCAGCAACCAACCUGUCAAAAGGAUGUAGUUCAUAUCCCUAAAAGUGAACACGCCACAGCUGCAUCGUCACUCUUGAAAGGGAAUGAAGAAAGGGAACUUCAAGCUCUGAAGUUACAACGACUAAGGAAUGGAGAAACACGUACUGGUCCACAAAUAGUCCACUUUCAUCCAGACAUAAAAUGGAAAUCAAGAGGGCAUCACAGUGACAUUGACCUGAGUAGAACAGCUUUAGUUCAAGGAGAUGCUAACAUCCCACGGUACCAAGUCUUGGGUCGGUCCAUGAGUGAGGGAUCAUGUAUAACCACUCAUAUGCCAUUUUCCAUUGGUGUUUCACCUUUUAAUGUAAGACAGCCACUCUGUCAGAGGAAUAAGCAACUAUUGGAACAAAACUCAGAGCCUCUCCAAAAUCUGUCUGCUCCCCACAUUGAGAGUCUGAGCUUCAAAUCAAGAGAUGGCAAUGAGGAAUGUCCCACCAAAGAACAUACAACCUCAACCCAAAUCUCUGAAGAUAGAAAGGAGAUAUUAUUCAUAUCAAAAGACAACAAUGGAAGCAAUGUUUUGAAACUGCGUAAGAUCAUGGAGGAGCUCCUUUCCACGGAGAGGGAAUAUGUUAAGGCUCUGGGCUAUGUUCGAGAACACUACUUCCCCGAGUUGGAGAGGAGCGACGUGCCACAGGACCUCAGGGGCCAGAAGGGGAGUAUCUUUGGUAACCUCGAAAAACUUCAUGACUUUCACCGCCAUCAUUUCCUGAGUGAGCUGGAGAACUGCGUGAAUGAACCCUUCAGGGUGGGACGCUGCUUCCUACGACAUAGAGAAAACUUUGCUUUGUAUGCCCUUUACAGCAAAAAUAAACCACAGUCUGAUAGUCUUCUCAUCAAUCAUGGAAAGGCUUUCUUCAAGCAAAAGCAGCUAAAUCUCAGGGACAAAAUGGACCUUUGGUCUUACUUACUGAAACCAGUGCAGCGGAUCAGUAAGUACAGUCUGCUGCUGCAAGACAUGAUGAGGGAGUGUGCACCAGGACAAGUCCGAGAGCUGGCUGAACUCAAAGUUGCCUUGGAGCUAGUUCAGUUCCAGCUCAGACAUAGCAACAAUCUUCUGGCCAUGGACGCCAUCCACCAAUGUGAUGUUAAUCUCAAGGAGCAAGGGCAGCUCAUUCGCCAGGAUGAGUUCGCUGUAACAUUCAGGAAGAAAAAAUGUUCCCGUCAUGUUUUCCUCUUUCAAGAGCUCAUCCUCUUUAGCAAGACCAGGACGACAGAUGUGGGGAAUGAUACAUACGUCUACAAACAAUCAUUCAAGACGUCAGAUGUUGGCAUGACCCAGAACACUGGCGACACCGGCCUUUGCUUUGAGAUUUGGUUCAGAAAGCGAAAAACCCAAGACACAUACACACUGCAAGCAGUUAGUCGGGAAGUGAAGGAGGCUUGGACCAGGGACCUGGAACGGAUCCUGUGGGAUCAGGCACUACAUAACCGAGAGGUCCGUAUGCAAGAAAGAGUGUUCAUGGGAAUUGGAAACAAGCCCUUCAUGGACAUCCAACCCAGUGAUGCAGCUAUCAGUAACAGAGCCGUUGACUGUGGACUGAUGGCAAGAGAAAGCAAGGUGUUACUCAAUCUUGCACCAUAUGGUCCACACAAUGGGCUUCCUGGGGCACGACCAAAAUCUGCUGGUUCACGGAGUACUUCAUCUUCCUCCUCUUCGUCAGGACUGGGUUCCCUGUCCCCGACAGCAUAUUUCUGUGGGCCAAAACAGAAGGAGAUAACAAGUGGCUUUGAAGGAUACGUAUCACCAGCAGGGGUUCUAGAGGAGGAUGACAUGGACCGUGAGAGUGGGAGUCACAACUUAUUGUUGGACAGCUCAGAGUCUUCAGGAGAAAGUGUCAGUGGCCUCAGCAGCUCUGCUCACAGUUGCCGCUCUGCUCUGGAAAGGGAGGCUGAGGACGUGUCUUCAGUCUGUAUCUCCACCAUCGCUGUCACGGAGGCGGCAGAGUCCAGUCAAACUGGAGCUUGCAGAUUCUCUGAGCAAAGCCAAGCACCAGUUGCACCUCAGGUCAAAAGCCUGCUCUGUGCCAAGAACUUAAAUGUUGGCAAGAACACUGAAGUUUGAACAAUCACACAAGGUCUAGUGACACUAUUGAGAGUCCCCGAGAGGGCCAAGAUUACUUGGUAGCAGCUGAUAAUGCAAACAAUCUCAUUCUGUAUAGUAUUGUAUAGAUCUGUUUUCUAAUCUCAAUUUUAAAAAAAAGUCUAUUCAACAGUGAUUAGUUAUAAAAUAUGCACUUGACACAGUCUUGUAUAGCCUGAAUUUAAAACAUGUAAACAGGAUCAUAGCAAUAUUUAAGUAUCUGCUUAUUAUAUAUACAGUUAUUGCAAAUUUAAUAACAAUUGAAUAAUGCAGUGGAAUAACAAUGCAGACACGAAGCACCAUCAGUGUCUCUAAUUAACAGUUUGAGGGUACUAUUACUUAUGGUUACUAAGACAUACCAUUGUAUUAUUUUGUAAUCGAUAGCUUUCUGUACAUAUGUAUCCAGCUUGAUGUAAACACAAUUUGUCUUUACAACACUAACAUGUUACUGAUAUUAACAGUUGUAUGCCUUUCUAUUUGGCUCAGUGAUGUGUAUGUUUGCUUUAUACUGUAUUUUUAUUUGUGGCUCAUAUUUUUCUAAUAAUAAAACAAAUUUCAAAUGGACAACCACAA
Messenger RNA from Phyllopteryx taeniolatus (common seadragon), 6524 nucleotides. It is a transcript of the gene quob, whose product is annotated as quattro. The coding region runs from base 399 to 5933 and encodes 1844 amino acids. The transcript has 25 exons. The record is from RefSeq and is a predicted model, not a curated record. NCBI's taxonomy places the organism in Eukaryota, Metazoa, Chordata, Actinopteri, Syngnathiformes, Syngnathidae. Gene Ontology annotation, molecular function: guanyl-nucleotide exchange factor activity.